Molecule: messenger RNA, 815 nt
Organism: Onthophagus taurus
Lineage: Eukaryota; Metazoa; Arthropoda; Insecta; Coleoptera; Scarabaeidae
Source: RefSeq, a predicted model, not a curated record
AAUUUGUGUCAUUGUAAUUAAGAAAAACGGAAAUCGAUCUUUUUAAAUCGAAAUGAACCUCACUCGGUUCGAAUUAAAAAUCUUAUUCUAAAAAGGAAUAAACCGUCUAGGAUUUAAGAGGAAUGUCAAAAAAACCGGUACGAAGACGUGCCGGAAAUCGAUUUGGAACCAACGACGAAUCUCAUUGUUUUAAAGACAUUAAAUAUUGCCACGAAAAUGUUAAUUAUUACACCAAAGGAACAACAGCGUACCAACAUUACCACAGUUACAGAUUAAGUAACGGCUACCAUCAUCAUCAUCAUCAUCAUCACCAUUCUGAUAAUAACAAUAAUAAUAAUAAUACGAAUUAUCGAAACAUCCAGGAUAUAGAAUCAUCGUCCUCGUUCUCUAGUAGAACCAUUUCGAAACCGAUCUCGUUUACCAAUUACCACGUUCACCGACAUCAUAAGAAGAAUCAUCAUGUUGGUGGCAUCGGCGGCAGCUGUAGUCAUCAUAACUUUGAUAGACUCAAAGUUGUUCAUCCGAAGGGAUUGGUUUUCGUUUGGCCGAAGCGAAGAAGGUUUUAUUACGAGAAGGAACUUUCGUGUCUAUUGUGGAUGGUUUCUAAUGGUUUGUAUUGGAUGCAUGUAAUUAAUCUGUUCCCAAACGGUGCAGCGUUACCUUUAGAAGAACCCCCUUGGAAUUACACUCCACCACUACCUAUUCCUCAAACCAGAGAGUACAUCAUCGAACCUGAUUGGGAUUCGACUUACACUAUUUAAAUUACUAAAAAUCCGUUUUUCUUUCUGUUUUAAUAAAUAGAUAAAAACUCAAUA